Messenger RNA from Phyllotreta striolata, 764 nucleotides. The record is from the annotation of a GenBank genome assembly. NCBI's taxonomy places the organism in Eukaryota, Metazoa, Arthropoda, Insecta, Coleoptera, Chrysomelidae.
GAAUUAUCCAGCUGUGGGUAGCAAAUAUCAAAAUUUCUGUCAGUGUAACAUACCAAAUGUCUCACGUUUAUACCAUUUUUUACCUGCAUUUAUUAACUCCACUAAUACUAUUAACUGUAAUCGAAUCGAAUAUUCACCCUAUAUUACCCCAUCAUGUAAAGUUAGUAGAAGAUGGAAUUUACGCCCCGUUCGAAGCGAGCAAUUUCACCCUAAUCAAACCGAAACUGGUGAUAAAUCCUUACAAAGAGAAAAUACAGAAUUUCGUUCGCAGGAAACCCUUCGGGUCCUUUUGUUUGAAAUGCGCGGCUUGUGUGGCUAUAGCUCGAGAGAUAGUGCAAACUAUUCACGAUUCUAUUGAUAGUUUGGAAGACGGAGAGACUAGUAUCGAGAGGAUAAACGGUCAUAUCAAUGGAAGUUUGAAGGAGCUGUGCCAAAACGGAUUCAAAAAUUACGGCUUGAGGAAAUUUAACGAUGAUUGCAUAAUUACUGAUAAACUGGCCUGCACCGAAUACGUUCACAGCGACAUGGACGGAAGCUGGACGAAAAAGUUGAGAGAAAUGUGCAAACUGUUUGUAAGUUAUAUGGAUUUGGAUAAUAUUCUUAACGAUGCUGUGGACGAUUUGAAUGCGUUACCGCAGAAAUUGUGCAGCGGUUCCGGUAUAUUUCGAGAUUGCGUUAACGUCGGCGCGGAAAAUUAUACAAAAGUGCUGGAGUCUUCGAGCGGUUGUAAUUGUCGCGGUUUAAUUAAAAGUUUAUUUUACUAA